Molecule: messenger RNA, 2283 nt
Organism: Lonchura striata (white-rumped munia)
Lineage: Eukaryota; Metazoa; Chordata; Aves; Passeriformes; Estrildidae
Source: RefSeq, a predicted model, not a curated record
AUCCUGGAGGAGAUCCAGGAGGAGAUCCUGGAGGAGAUCCCAGAGCUGAGGAGAUCCCGGAGCUGAGGAGAUCCCGGACCGAGUGGAUCCCGUGCCAGGAUGGCAGAAGAGCAGAUCCGGAAGCCUCUGGAGUUCCACAUCUCCAACAACACCCAGGUCACCCUGAAGUACCACAGGACCGCGGAGGACCUGAGCUGCUCCCACCUCCUCCCGGAGCUCCUGGGCGGUUCCUCGGACUCCUACCACGUCUUCAGCACCUCCAACGCGCUGGGCCGGGGCUGGUUGGUCAUCUACGAGGCCUCCUCCUUCACCUUGGCCGUCUUCUUCUUCCUCCGCUCCCACCCGGAGCUCCUGCCCACGACGCUGCACCUGGAGCUCUCCACGGCCAAGGUCCACCUGGGCGACUUCCGGGAGACCUUCGACCGCCUGACGCUGCAGCAGGAGCCGCCCGACCCCGCGGCCACCGCGGUGGCCCGCGCCCAAUCCUCCGGCCGCGGCGACGCCUACGUCCGGCUGGGCGCCGGCGCCUACGGCGUCCUGGCCACCGCCGCGUCCCGCCGCGCCCGGCCGCUCCUCAGGGUGGAGGUGGAGGAGAGGCACUUCGUGUUUCCUCCUCUGGGAAGCGCUGGGCCACCGCCGGCACCUCCAGAAUCCUGCGGGUACUGCCAGAAGGCCAGAAAGUCCUCUGGAACCUCAAGAGCUCCUCUGGAAGCUUCUAGGAACGUGUAGGAACCUCCAGGACCUCUCAAGAACCUGCAGAAGGCCAAAAGCACCUCUGGAACCUCAAGAGCUCCUCUGGAAGCAUCUAGGAACGUGUAGGAACCUCCAGGAGCCCUCAAGAACCUCCAGAAGCCCAAAAGCACCUCUGGAACCUCAAGAGCUCCUCUGGAAGCUUCUAGGAACGUGUAGGAACCUCCAGAACCUCUCAAGAACCUCCAGAAGCUCUCAAGAACCUCCAGAAGCCCAAAAGCUCCUCUGGAACUUCAAAAGCUCCUCUGGAAGCUUCUAGGAACGUGUAGGAACCUCCAGGAGCCCUCAAGAACCUGCAGAAGCUCUCAAGAACCUCCAGAAGCCCAAAAGCUCCUCUGGAACCUCAAAAGCUCCUCUGGAAGCUUCUAGGAAUGUGUAGGAACCUCCAGGACCUCUCAAGAACCUGCAGAAGCUCUCAAGAACCUCCAGAAGCCCAAAAGAACCUCUGGAACCUCAAAAGUUCCUCUGGAAGCUUCUAGGAACGUGUAGGAACCUCCAGAACCUCUCAAGAACCUGCAGAAGCUCUCAAGAACCUCCAGAAGCCCAAAAGCUCCUCUGGAACCUCAAGAGCUCCUCUGGAAGCUUCUAGGAACGUGUAGGAACCUCCAGGACCCCUCAAGAACCUCCAGAAGCCCAAAAGAACCUCUGGAACCUCAAAAGUUUCUCUGGAAGCUUCUAGGAAUGUGUAGGAACCUCCAGGACCCCUCAAGAACCUCCAGAAGGCCAAAAGCUCCUCUAGAACCUCAAGAGCUCCUCUGGAAGCUUCUAGGAACGUGUAGGAACCUCCAGGACCUCUCAAGAACCUCCAGAAGCCCAAAAGAACCUCUGGAACCUCAAAAGUUCCUCUGGAAGCUUCUAGGAACGUGUAGGAGCCUCCAGGACCUCACAAGAACCUCCAGAAGCCCUCAAGAAUCUCCAGAACCCCACGAGAACCUCCAGAACCCCUAAAGCACCUCUGGAACCUCAAAAGCUCCUCUGGAACUUUCUAGGAACCUGUAGGAACUUCUAGAACCCUGUAGGAACAUCUAGAAUCUUGUAGGAACCUCGAGAAACCCACAGGAACCUCCAGAACCCCUCCAGAACCCCAAAAGCUUCUCCAGAACCCCAAAAGCUCCUUCAGGAGCCCCAAAAGCUCCUCCAGAAACCUCAAAGCUCCUCCAGAACCCCAAAAGCUCCUUCAGGAGCCCCAAAAGCUCCUCCAGAACCCCAAAAGCUCCUCCAGAACCCCCAAAUCUCCUCCAGGACCCCCAAAUCUCCUCCAGAACCCCAAAAUCUCCUCCAGAACCCCAAAAACUUCUCCAGAACCCCAAAAGCUCCUCCAGAACCCCAAAAACUUCUCCAGAAUCCCAAAAGUUCCUCCAGAACCUCCAGGAGAACCUCGUGGGCUCCAGGAGAACCUCGGGGGAGCCCCCAGGAACCUCCUGGACCCUCCCGGGCUCGGGAGGUCCCGGUCCCGCCCAGGUCGGGGCCCCGGCCCGAAACCUCCGUCCCCGCUUCCCAUUGGCUCAAUAAAAAUACGGACAUUUGGGAGGA